AUGUCUGUCCCCGGUAUGGAAAAUGACUUUCAGCUGUUCUCUUCUCGUCGACAUUCUGGCGGGGGAGAUUCUCGAUUCCAACAACAGCCCAGCGAGAAUCACAACCAAGACUGGACGCAAUGGAUGCGGUGGGAUGAGCCGAUGUUCAACGAGAGUGACCAGAAGCAUGUCGACCGCUCCAUGGAUCUCCCAUUCGUCUCCCCACACACCAGUAUGAGCUCAUCUCCCAAUCAACUUCAACAUACAGAUUUCUCUCCGCAACUUCCGCUGGGGUUAAUGGAAAUUCCGUCCGAUCAUACUCAGCAACGGGGCUCGAUAGUGUCAAACUACCAGGGCUCAACCGGCCUGGUCUCCCCCAUUUCUAGUGUGGGGGUUAGCCGUAAGCGAAAGACAGGUAGCGACGAUGAUGCUACCACUGUGACUGGUCCUAUUCAGCCGGGCAAGAAGAUGCCGGCGAAGAAGCGGGCGCACAACGUCAUCGAAAAGCGAUACCGGGCGAACCUGAAUGAGAAAAUCGCCGAACUACGCGACAGUGUGCCUAGUUUACGAACAACGAAGAAUACCAACGGUGAAUCCAACGAAGAUGAAGAGGAUGGGGAGGGUGCUCAGUCUGCAAGCAAGCUGAACAAGGCUUCUAUUUUGUCAAAGGCAACCGAGUACAUCAAACAUUUGGAGAUUCGCAACCAGAGAUUGGAGGACGAGAAUACCGCCCUUAAGAACCGUCUUCGUCAGGUCGAUAAAGCAGCCGACCAAGCUGUUACCUCGUCCGCCUCCGUGUCUUCUCCUAGCAAUUAUGGUGCUUCCAGCGAUUCAAAUGCGGGGACAUCGCCAAGUGUGUUCUCCCAGCCCGAGGAACUCGAUGGUAGUUCCCCCGUCUCGUCCUCAUCACAUCCCCCGGAGGGCCUUAUCAAGGUUCCCGAUGCAUUUAAGCGAAUGCGUGAGGAGGGUAAGAAGGGAAUAUUCGCAGAGUCAUAUAUGAAGUCCUCUCCUCGGGCUACUGGUGGCUCUGACUAUGGCCGCGAGGAUGGAUCCCGCAGACGGUCUAAGCUGCCCAACAAGUAUAUGCUGGGUGCUCUAGCUGGGCUGAUGGUGCUCGAGGGCUUUGGUUCAGAUGAAAGCGAGACUGAGGCGAAAGGCUUGUUUGCUCUUCCUUUGAACCUACUCCGUCGGUUGCAGUCCCCCAGUCUAGCUCACUGGGAGUACUACCUCACAAACUUCUGGCAUUCCUGGCAUGCACGAGCUAUUUCUCAUUUCCUUGUUCUGGCUACUCUGGUUGUCGGAAGUGCGUUUAUUGUUUUCGUUUACCUUUUCAACGCUCAACCAGCCACACAACGUGCCUCGCCAAAGCAAGUCAGUGAGACCCAAAAUGGCGCUCCCACCUCCAGCGACUUUAGGCGGCAGGCUUGGCUUACCAGCAUGCAACGAGUCGGUGUGCCACGCCACCGCUUCUUUCGUGAAUGGUACGUAGUGACGUCUCGCUGCUUUGAAUAUGUUCUUCGAUGCUUGAUGGGAUGGAAAAUCUACUCUUGGGUUACGGGUAUCACCGAGGAGGACGAGAGAGGCCGAGUGAAGACAUGGGAUAUUGCCAUUGAUGCCCAGCUUACUGGAGGUGAUGCUGAGAUUACCAAGAGUCGCUUGGUUCUCACAAUAUUUGCAGCAGGUACACUUCCUAGCAGCCCCAUGCGGAUGAUGCUGAAAGCGCUGCAUGUGCGUAUUCUGAUGUGGAGAGUUGGAGAGCCUGGCUCUUGGACCUUCCAUGUCUCUAAUGAUAUUGCUCGUGCUCUUGCGAACUAUCAGUGGGGCGUCGCGAGAGAAAUUAACAACGCACUUCCGGAGGGCCAUCCUGAUCAGGUUCCAAGCCAUCUUUCUGAGCUACUUAAGCUUGAAUGUGAAGAUGUCAUGAUCGAUGCUAUUAUUCAGCGCGCCGUGAACCUCACAUGGAAUCGGCCAACCCAGGAGGGUACUGGAGAUGAUGAAGUGCUUCUUGACGUUGUUGAGGAGGACCCUGCCAUCCAAUGUUCUGUCGAUGCUCUUGCAGCCUGGUGGUCCAGUCACCUUCUCCAGACUGCCCUCCUUAAAUACAUGGAAGCUAGUGAGGGGGGCCCCGUGUCCAAGGCAAGCCGUGACUCUUUCAAGGAGAAGAUCCGCAUGGCCCUUGAGGUUGCUCCCCGACUUUCGGCUGCUUACACCCGCGCCCUUGUGAUGAAGGCAGUCUUCUUCGACCAAGAUCGUAUCAAGAAUGUAGGCGCCGUUCUAGCUACUCUUCCCAAAGAUAAGCGCAAGGGCGAAUGGAGCCGGGCUGCCAACUUCCUCGACUCUUCACUCCCUAUAUCGGUUCGGGACGAGAUCUCCAUUGCUGUUCGCUGCGCUAUGAUCGCUGCUAUUAUCACCGCUCGAUCUGCUGGUGACACUUCUCUCCCCGAAUCGUUCACCAUUCAAAAGGCAAUCAACAUGUUCAAUCAGCUGCCAAUAGACCCCGUUGAGCUAAGCCUGCUUGGGUUCUCCGCAGUGUACCACUUGCUGCAUCUGUUGGCAUCCGACGUCGACUAUAUCGUGUCUUCUGAUUCGUCCUCGCCUUCUUCGCCUGUAUCCGAGGCUGGAUCCUCUGCAGACGACGAAGCCGACGAAAAGCCCAGAAUCCCUCGCAAACUCGCUGUCUGCCCGCGUGAUAUUCCCAAUGUCGGUCGGGUAGCCGCGGAACUCAUCUACUGGUCCCGGAAUGCAUACAACCCGGCUUUCUACGGCUUCUCCUCCAGCCUUGUGGACGUCAUCGUCAAGUCCUGCACCACCGUUUGCGAAAAUGCUGGCGUCAAGGUGGACGACUAUCUACAGACUCCACCCGAACCCAUCCCUUCUCGGAAGCGAAAGUUCCGUCGUCGCCGAAAUGGCUCUGACCAGUCCUUGCAGAGUGAUGCGGACCAAGAUUCGGUUGAGACCCGCAUGGGAAAUCCGCUACGUCGGGAACGCUCAGCAAGCAAUGAUACCGGGUAUGGAAGUCUCAGCCUCGAAGAGGAUGCGCAAUCUAUUCCUAGGGUUCCUGAAAAAGUUCAGGAAGUCUCAGCUUAA
Messenger RNA from Penicillium longicatenatum, 3066 nucleotides. RefSeq names its product basic helix-loop-helix domain-containing protein. The transcript has a single exon. NCBI's taxonomy places the organism in Eukaryota, Fungi, Ascomycota, Eurotiomycetes, Eurotiales, Aspergillaceae. Gene Ontology annotation, molecular function: protein dimerization activity. The record is from RefSeq and is a predicted model, not a curated record. The coding region runs from base 1 to 3066 and encodes 1021 amino acids. Gene Ontology annotation, biological process: positive regulation of transcription by RNA polymerase II; SREBP signaling pathway.